AGCCUUUGCAGACAGCACUGAGGAAAGGAAGAUGGAGGAGAGGAAAUGGGUGGGGAAGGGCUCGGCUGAGGGGCAAGACCGGGAAAAGGGAGCACACCGAGGGCAAGACCAGGGGGGAGCCAGCCAUGCCCCUGCCUGCAGCCGCUAAGCCGUGGCUGAGUCUGCUGAGGACGAGGAAGCUGGGAGCAAGAGCAAGAGCCACCGUGGGCCAGCGCCCCCCUGAGCAGGGACCUCCGUGUGGAGCUAAUGGAAGCCGAAUGGAGUCCUGACAGCAUGCACUCUCCUUGGGGGAGACGAGCCUGCCUUCCAGCAGCUAAGGCUCAGACCAUGAAUUACGUGGGGCAGCUGGCCGGCCAGGUGUUCGUCACCGUGAAGGAGCUCUACAAGGGGCUGAACCCCGCCACGUUGUCGGGGUGCAUCGACAUCAUCGUGAUCCGCCAGCCCAAUGGCAACCUUCAGUGCUCCCCCUUCCACGUGCGCUUCGGGAAGAUGGGGGUCCUGCGCUCCCGAGAGAAAGUGGUUGACAUAGAGAUCAACGGGGAGUCUGUGGAUUUGCACAUGAAGCUGGGAGAUAAUGGAGAAGCAUUUUUUGUUCAAGAGGCUGAUAAUGAUCAGGAAGUGAUCCCCAUGUACCUGGCCACCUCCCCCAUCCUGUCAGAAGGAGCGUCGAGAAUGGAAUGCCAGCUGAAGAGGAACUCCGUAGAUCGGAUAAGAAGCCUGGACCCUGGCACGCCCGCCCAGGUGCUGCCUCCCAGCGAGACCCCUUCGAGUGGCUCCUUAGUGAAGAAGAGAAGAAAAAGGAGGAGAAAGUCUCAACUAGACAGCCUGAAGAGGGACGACAACACCAACACGUCGGAAGAUGAAGACAUGUUUCCCAUAGAGAUGAGCUCCGACGAGGACACGGAGCCGCUGGACAGCAGAGGAGCUCUUCCUAAUGAUAUGCCUCCACUCCAAGACGAUGUUCCUAAGGAAACCCUUUCGUCAGUCUCCGUGUAUCCUCAGGCAGCGUCGUACUCUAACUCAGACAGAGAGUGGUCACCUAGUCCCAGCCUGGUAGAUGACCAGAGGGCCCCGCCUCAUCUUACAGUUGCGGCCAAGGGAGGACUUUCUAGUUCUUGUCCUCCGCAGUCUUCCCACUUCCAUACUUCGGAAAGUCCGUCAGGUUCCCGGCCUUCCACACCGAAAAGUGACUCCGAGCUGGUCAGUAAGUCGGUGGACAGGGCUGUGCAGAAGAGCAACCUGGAGAUGCUCUGGCUUUGGGGAGAACUGCCUCAAGCCGCCAAGUCAUCCUCUCCACACAAGAUGAAAGAUUCCAGCCCACUGAGCAGUAGAAAACUUUGCGGGAAAAUCCACUUUCAGGCCAUUCACAGUGAAUCUUCAGACACUUUCAGUGACCAGUCGCCAACCUUGACUGGGGGGCCACUUGCAGACCAGAGCGAGGCUCAGGCAGAAAUGCAGUUUGUGAGCGAAGACGACGUUGAGGCCUUAGGAGCGGCAGCCCCACCUCUGCCUAUGGUCGAAGAGCUCAAGGCCCCCUCAGCCAGCGUAGCCCAGACGGCGAACAAGACAGAUUCUCCUUCUCGGAAGAAAGAUAAACGGAGUCGACACCUGGGUGCAGACGGCGUCUACCUGGAUGACCUCACGGAUAUGGACCCCGAAGUGGCCGCCCUGUACUUUCCCAAGAACGGAGACCCUUCUGGGCUCACAAAGCACACCAGCGACAAUGGAGCCCGGUCAGCCAACCAGUCCCCGCAGUCCGUGGGCAGUUCGGGCAUUGACAGCGGCGUGGAGAGCACCUCGGACGGCCUGAGGGACCUCCCAUCCAUUGCCAUCUCUCUGUGCGGCGGCCUCAGUGACAACCGCGAGAUCACCAAAGCUGUGUUUUUGGAGCAGGCUGUGUCGUAUCAGCAGUUUGUGGACAACCCUGCUAUCAUCGAUGACCCCAAUCUUGUGGUAAAGAUUGGGAAUAAAUAUUACAACUGGACAACCGCAGCGCCUCUGCUCCUGGCGAUGCAGGCCUUCCAGAAACCUUUGCCAAAGGCCACUGUGGAGUCUAUCAUGAGGGAUAAGAUGCCCAAAAAGGGAGGAAGAUGGUGGUUUUCAUGGAGGGGAAGAAACACCACAAUCAAAGAGGAGAGCAAGCCAGAGCAGUGCUUGGCUGGGACGGGCCUCAGCACGGGAGAGCAACCGGCGCAGCUCAGCAUGGCCACCAGAAUAAAGCAUGAAUCAUCCUCCAGUGAUGAGGAGCACGCAGCCGCCAAGCCGUCGAGUGCGAGCCACCUCCCGCUUCUGUCGAACGUCAGCUACAAAAAGACCCUCCGGCUCACUUCGGAGCAGCUGAAAAGUUUGAAGCUGAAGAACGGCCCAAACGACGUGGUUUUCAGCGUCACCACCCAGUACCAAGGCACCUGCCGCUGCGAAGGCACCAUCUACCUGUGGAACUGGGACGACAAGGUCAUCAUUUCCGACAUCGACGGGACAAUCACCAGAUCAGACACCCUCGGCCACAUUCUGCCCACCCUGGGGAAGGACUGGACCCACCAGGGCAUCGCUAAGCUGUACCAUAAAGUGAGCCAAAACGGCUACAAGUUCCUCUACUGCUCUGCGCGCGCCAUCGGGAUGGCGGACAUGACGCGGGGCUACCUGCACUGGGUCAACGAGAGGGGCACGGUGCUGCCCCAGGGCCCUCUGCUACUGAGCCCCAGCAGUCUCUUCUCGGCCUUGCACAGAGAAGUGAUUGAAAAGAAGCCAGAGAAGUUUAAAGUCCAGUGCUUGACAGACAUCAAAAACCUGUUUUUCCCAAACACGGAACCCUUUUAUGCUGCUUUCGGAAACCGACCUGCUGAUGUGUAUUCAUACAAGCAAGUCGGCGUGUCUCUGAACAGGAUUUUCACUGUCAAUCCGAAGGGAGAGCUCGUGCAGGAACACGCGAAGACCAACAUCUCCUCGUACGUGAGGCUCUGUGAAGUGGUUGACCACGUUUUCCCUUUGCUGAAAAGAAGCCAUUCUUCAGAUUUUCCCUGUUCAGAUACUUUCAGUAACUUCACCUUUUGGAGAGAGCCACCUCCCCCUUUUGAGAACCAGGACGCUCAUUCUGCCUCGGCGUAAAAUGUGCCACACGGCCUCUUGACAGCAGUGCAGAGACUGGGCUUCACCCAUUAAAGGCAGGGUCUGGGGAUCGAGCGCUAGAGCUCCGGAGCCUGGCGUGCAGUCACUUGCUUAAGAGCAGUGAGGGUGGAGGAGCGAUUCUGCCCUGCCCCACCCUGGGCGGCGGCAUUUCUGAGAUAGAAAGGGCGCAGUCCACAGGCGAGGAAUCAGGUGCAUCCUUGGUGUGGAGAGCACUCCUCGGUUGUAGCUUGAUGCCAGCUAUGGCCCUGCGUCCCCAGCCUGCUCCGCUAUUAGGUAUCGGCUAAUGUGCAAUACGGGCCUAGGACACCAAGCAGAAGGCAGCUGUCCAUGGGCUGUCCCCUGACGGUGGCAUCGAGCGAGGAAUGCCAGAUGGGCACGUUUCUGUAGAGCGGGGGCACAUCAUUUCCACUGCAGCUGUGUUCGUGCCCCCUUCUGCACUUGGCCAUGAAGGGUCACGCGACCCAAAUCUGAGGUCUCUGAAGGGAAUCCAAACCCCCCUGGGUCAGGGCCUGGGCUUGAAGGAUGUUCCCUUGUGGUAUUUAUGGACUAGCCUCUUUUUUAGGUGGUAAGUUCCUCUUUAAUUCCUUUGGUUCUAGAUGGACUAUGUCAUGGGCAUAUUGUACCCUCCUCCCCUAUUUUUUGUGUGGCUUAAGGCUGCAAUAUUUAUGCCUUAAUGCACCCAUGACAGGCAUUUCAUUUAGAACAUGCUCUGUCUAGCUCUUGGUAACUUUGCAAUACCUUAAAUUAAAAUGACAGUAAAGAUGACUAAGGCAGUAUUUCGAAUCAGUCCCACAUUGCAGGCACGCUCGGAUCCAGCGAGGUGCUGCUGAUAACGUGGACUUGAACAGAGCUUACGCCGUGACAAUGAGGUUGAUUCUUACGGGAAUGCUGAAAGGAUGCUGCUUGGUUUUAAGAAAAUAGUUUUAAGAAGUGAAAUUAUAUUCUUCGUAGGUAUUAUCUAGUCCUUGACUCUGACUGGGCUACCCUUCUAAGCCCUUCGCCAUAUUCUGUUACAGCUGUCAUGAGUCUGUUAAAAAGAUGGACGUGCCAGGCCAGCCAGAGGGCCUCAUUCUGCGUGUCUGACAGUGACCUUCCUUGCGAAUUUAGGAGUCAUUUAUUUUCCUUAGCUUUUCCCACUCUAAUUAAGGGCACGUGAAAAACGAGUAGUUUGAGUGACACGCUUGAAUCCAGUAGCAGCUGAUGCCUGUUUAUUACAUGGCUUGGGGAGAGAGCGGUGUGAAAAAUGGAAGACUUAUUUUGCUAAAAGACCUCGCUUUACUUUUGGAAGUAUUCUUUUUUGAAAAGAGUGUUUUACUCCAGUGAUGGAAGUCCUUCCCUAUUGAAACAUCCUUGGUAGUCAUAGGAGCAAAAAAUAAAAGGAAUAGUCGGAUGAAACCUUACUCUUUCUGUGAAAGAAAAGCCCGAGUGGCUGCCUUUGGAGCCCAUGGGCUCCGUGAGAACGGGCACCUGUGCUGGGCGGUUCGUGUGGGCACGUGCGGAGAGGCAAAGUCCAUGGCCGCAGAUCUGCACAGAAACGCGGCCUUGUGUGUGCACGUGCUCUUAUGGAGGUUUUAGAAACCAUUGCUCAUAGUCCUGCCUUAACCAGAUACUCUGGGCCCAUUCAUUCUUCCCUUCUGAGUGGUUUUAACUGCUGUGAACUGAGUGUCAGCUCACGGGCCUGCAAAGGCUCCGAGCUUCUCCCCUGUGCCCAGAGGGAGUCUGCUUCGAGAGUGGGCACCCUGUCCCUUGUCCAGUGUGCCCUUCGUCGGGGUGACCCUCUGUCAUCCACUCUCCUGGUGGAAGUUUCAGAGCAUGCAGCUUUGGACUCCUAACCUUAGUGUCCCUUACACUUCCACAUCACGGU
Messenger RNA from Tupaia belangeri chinensis (Chinese tree shrew), 4993 nucleotides. RefSeq names its product lipin 1 (gene LPIN1). Gene Ontology annotation, cellular component: mitochondrial outer membrane; nucleus. Lineage: Eukaryota; Metazoa; Chordata; Mammalia; Scandentia; Tupaiidae. The record is from RefSeq and is a predicted model, not a curated record. The transcript is spliced from 21 exons. Gene Ontology annotation, biological process: cellular response to insulin stimulus; fatty acid catabolic process; positive regulation of transcription by RNA polymerase II. Gene Ontology annotation, molecular function: transcription coactivator activity; phosphatidate phosphatase activity. The coding region runs from base 247 to 3108 and encodes 953 amino acids.